Diaporthe batatas is the source of this 951-nucleotide messenger RNA. RefSeq lists its product as uncharacterized. Lineage: Eukaryota; Fungi; Ascomycota; Sordariomycetes; Diaporthales; Diaporthaceae. The transcript has 2 exons. Bases 1 to 951 code for a protein of 316 amino acids. The record is from RefSeq and is a predicted model, not a curated record.
AUGUACAAUAUAUCGCGUGCAUUCCGGACCGCCGAGGCCCAAAAGCUGCUCCCGAUACUGGGGCAACGAUUCGACGAAGUCCGUGUGAAGGAAGCUGCUAGCCAGCCUGCCCAUUACUUGUCCCCUGAGAACCUUCAAGGGAUCCAGAGAAGUUUGCUUUACAACUUUGAGCCACCCUCGCAUGAAGCGGCCGUCACGAUGGACAGAAAGAUUGGUGUGAUGGUCCAAGCCCUGCAGAGACGUCAGAACCCUAUGCGAGCCGCCCCUUUCGACCAGGGCGACGAGCUCGGGCGUGUCCAAUGGAGUGCCAUCAACAUCAUUGUGUCAAUUGCUGAAACUGGUACAACACCUUUCAAUGAUCGCCGGCGAAGGCAGUUGGUUAGGUCACAAAGGCUCAUCGAUCCCGAGUUCUGGGACUCGUAUCACAAUAUGAUACAGUAUUUCAGCCAACUGGAGAGAAGCGAUUACCAGCCCAGAAGAGAUCUGAACUCGAUAUCAAACGCCAUCGCCAACCGAAUGGAGGACCUCCGUCAGACAUUCCACGACCUAAACGUCGAGGAGCGCGAUGCCUUCCACACCCUCAUGCAAGACCUACUUCCCGUCACCAAACACGUCACAACCGAAGAACUCGACCAGAAUCUAGCGAACCCGCCGGCUAGGUGCAUCGUGUGCAAUCUGCCGUUUUCUACUGCGGUACGGGAGCCGAUGACACCCGCCCUGGGCAGCUUUCCCGCGACCCGGGCGCGCGAGCAGCAGGUCCAUUACCCCGUGUCCUACGACAACUGCGCCUCUGUGCCUCAAAAACAUGCUUUCUGCUUGCGAGAACUUGGUAGAGCGCUUAUGGAUAAAGACCCACAGACCAGAAAAGUUCUUAGAAAUAAGCCGAAGACAGACUUGAACUGGAGGUGCAGGACUUGUUACGUUGACCCCUGGAAGAAGCAAUCCGCAUAG